This is a messenger RNA of Epithele typhae, 1608 nucleotides long. RefSeq names its product MFS polyamine transporter. The record is from RefSeq and is a predicted model, not a curated record. Lineage: Eukaryota; Fungi; Basidiomycota; Agaricomycetes; Polyporales; Epitheliaceae. Gene Ontology annotation, molecular function: transmembrane transporter activity. The coding region runs from base 1 to 1608 and encodes 535 amino acids. Gene Ontology annotation, biological process: transmembrane transport. The transcript is spliced from 7 exons.
AUGUCCGGAACGGCUUCGCCACGCUCGCUGCAAAGGGAAGAGGAGCGCGCGGAAGAGUAUGGUGGAGACGACCCCCAGGAUCCCUUGCCGAAGGUGGAUGGUAAGAUCCCUGUCCCCAAGGACGAGGCAGUCGAUCCGAACCUGGUCGCAUGGGAUGGACCGCACGAUCCCGAGAACCCGCAAAACUGGACGGUGGCGCGCAAGUGGGCGCUCACCACCCUCGGCGUCCUCAUGGCGGUGAACGUCACGUUUGCCUCCUCGGCGCCCUCGGCGGCCACCGCCGCCAUCUGUGCGGAGUUCGGAGUCAGUGACGAGGUCGGCUACCUGAUCACCUCCAUCUUCCUCUGCGGCUACGUCGUCGGGCCCCUGCUCUGGGGGCCCGGGUCGGAGCUGUACGGCCGGCGAGUCAUCUUCCGCCUUUCGCUCUCGUGCUACGUCCUCCUCCACCUCGGCCAGGCGCUCGCGCACAACAUCGAGACGCUGCUCGUGACCCGCUUCCUCUGCGGCGUCUUCGCCUGCGCGCCGCUCACCAUCUCCGGCGGCCUCAUCGUCGACAUGUGGGACCCGAUCAACCGCGGCAAGGCGACCGCGCUCUUCUCGUCCGGCGUCUUCCUCGGCCCCGUCCUCGGUCCCACCGUCGGUGGUUUUAUCAUCCAGAGCACGCUCGGCUGGCGCUGGGUCUUCUGGGUCAUGAUGAUCUUCGCGGGCUCGUGCACCGUGCUCGCCUUCGCCUUCCUCCCCGAGACCUUCGCGCCCGUCCUCCUCCAGUGGAAGGCACGGCGGCUGCGAAAGGCGGACCCGGCUACCAACGCGCAGCUGUACUCGCAGCACGAGAGGUCGGACUGGUCGAUCAGAGGCAUUUUGCACCGCACGGUCUACCGCCCUGUCCAGAUGCUCAUCCAGGAGCCCGUCCUCCUCCUCGUGACGCUCUACAUGUCGCUCGUGUACGGUGUCCUCUACGCGUUGUUCGAGGCGCUCCCGCUCAUCUUCGUCGGCACGCGCGGCUUCGACGUCGCCCAGUCGGGCCUCAUCUUCAUCGGCGUCGGCAUCGGCACGACCAUCGGCGCGUACCUCAUGGUGCCCACGACGAGGCACUACCCCGCCCUGCUCGUAAAGUGGCGCGGGUUCCCGCCCCCGGAGGAGCGUCUGUACGGCGCGAUGAUCGGCGCGCCCCUGCUCGUCGUCGGCUCCUUCUGGCUCGGCUGGUCGGGGAACUACCCGUCCGUGCACUGGAUCGUCCCCGCGCUCGCCACGAUCCCCAUCGGCGCGAGCGUCGCGCUCAUCUUCAACUCCUUCCUGUCGUACCUCGUCGACACGUACCUGCAGUACAGCGCGUCCGCGUUCUCCGCGAACACGAUCAUCCGCUCCGCGGUCGGCGCCGCGUUCCCGCUCUUCACCGUGCAGAUGUUCCACCGGCUCGGGAUCAACUGGGCGUGCACGCUCAUCGGCUUCGCCGGCCUGCUGCUCGCGCCGAGCCCGUUCCUGUUCUACAGGUACGGCACGUGGGUGCGCUCCAAGUCCAAGUUCUCCCCCAGCCUCGACUUGGUCAUCGCCAAGGAGCUCGAGGAGGAGGCUGCCGCCGCCGCGAAGGGUGUGGAGAAGGUUUGA